Molecule: messenger RNA, 753 nt
Organism: Penicillium angulare
Lineage: Eukaryota; Fungi; Ascomycota; Eurotiomycetes; Eurotiales; Aspergillaceae
Exons: 1
Coding region: 1-753 (250 amino acids)
Source: RefSeq, a predicted model, not a curated record
AUGUUCCUCACCUUCUCUGGAACUGAGACGGUCCUGAGCCUCCUCUUCACAUUAAUUCCAGGAGUUUUGAUGAAGACAGCUAUUCAGCACCCCUUUGCGCAACUUGCAAGCUGGCAAAUCCUUGGUAGUUUGCUCACAGCCACUUGGCGUAUGGCUUGGGUCCAUCAAGUGAUCGCCGACAAAUCACACAGAAGCCGCUACCGGCGAAUGCUUGGUUACCAGUAUUGGCCCAAAAUAGCGCCUGCAGCUGCUUUACAAUCCAUUUCAACGUGUGCAGCUCUCGUAAUUUUUGCAACAGCCUUAAAAUUCGGUCAAGAUUUCUCCCUGACUAUUGGCCGCACUCAUAAAAAUGCGACAUAUGAACCGACCCUUGUUUUCUUGGCUAUUUUCAUCACCGCUAGUAUGUUGAUCCCCCUUCCUGCUACGGUAAUUUUUUCUCGCGUGGCUGCUUCAAUGUUACCUGCGGAAGAUGACCCAAUCGUACCUUUUGACCGCACCUUUGGCGGUAGGGUGAAACCUGAAUCGCUGGGUGGCAAUGGUAGAGUUGAGAUUAGUGAUGCCUUGAAGACUUUUGGUAAGUCUGCUUGGAUUCGCUAUGUCAAGUUAAACUUGAAAGUUUAUUGGAUUACUGUCGCUUCUUCUGCGGCAGUGGCUUUCCUUUUAAUCUUCUCGAGUGUGCUUGGUCUAGCUUUUGAGUCACUUCGCAUAUUUACUCAUUCCACUGGCAAAUUCACCGCUGGUCGGUUGGUUUAA